Messenger RNA from Polyodon spathula (Mississippi paddlefish), 3476 nucleotides. Its product is annotated as dickkopf-related protein 2-like. Gene Ontology annotation, molecular function: co-receptor binding; receptor antagonist activity. The transcript is spliced from 4 exons. Gene Ontology annotation, cellular component: extracellular region. Bases 395 to 1156 code for a protein of 253 amino acids. The record is from RefSeq and is a predicted model, not a curated record. NCBI's taxonomy places the organism in Eukaryota, Metazoa, Chordata, Actinopteri, Acipenseriformes, Polyodontidae. Gene Ontology annotation, biological process: negative regulation of canonical Wnt signaling pathway; multicellular organism development.
UACAGCGGGACACUUUGCUAGUGACAGAUCUUAGAUUAACGUCCAGAUAAUCACGUGCGUUUGAGGUCAUAAACUCACGGUGACAUUGCCUUUUUAGGGUAUUCAUUACAUUACUUCAGAAUGUUUUUUAUUUGUUUCAUUUGAAUAAUAAUAAUUGGGUAUCCUGUAUUUUAUCGAGUCAAUAGGUGUAACAUAGAUUUUUUGUCUAUUAAUUCAGAGAAUCGGUUAUAGUUUUAAGUUAGAUUUGCAUAGUUGUUUGUUUGUUUUUUGUUUUGUUUUGUUUUUUUAGUUUUUUUUUAAAUUUAGCUUCUUUAGGUUUCCAUAUACUCCAUUGCCCUUACAGAUAAAAGUUUAAUUGUAUGUGAGUGUUUUGCGGUUAAUUUUGGUAUUGAAAAUGUUGCUGCUGGUGUGGACUAGAUGCUCGCGUUUCAUACUUUUACUGGCUGCGGUCUUGAGAAUGGGAUAUUCUCAAAGGGCUGCCAUCCCUGGAUCCAAGGUGAAUUCCAUCAAAUCGUCUCUGCUGGGGCAAACUCCAACCCAGGCAGCCAACCGCACCAUCACUUUCCCUGUGGGUGUCAUCAGUAAGAAAGGAAACAACCCCGGCAAGGUUUACCCUUGCAGCAGUGAUAAGGAAUGCAGUGUUGGGGGCUAUUGCCACAGUCCUAACCAAGGUCCUUCUAGAUGCCUGGCUUGCAGGAGGAAGAAGAAGCGUUGUCAUAGAGAUGGCAUGUGCUGCCCUGGAAACCGCUGCAGCAAUGGUAUCUGUAUUGCUGUAUCUGAGAGCAUUCUUACUGGACAUAUCCCAGCUAUUGAAGGGCACGACAAGAGCAAUGGACAGCUGUCUACCAGUGACAUGGGAUGGCAGAACCUUGGGAAAACGCAGUCCAAGCUACCGAAUGUAAAAGGUCACGAGGGCGAUUCCUGUCUCCGUUCUUCUGACUGUGCAGAAGGCUUCUGCUGUGCUCGCCAUUUCUGGACCAAAAUCUGCAAGCCAGUCCUUCGCUUGGGGGAGGUGUGCACAAAACAACGGAAAAAGGGCUCCCACGGCCUGGAAAUCUUCCAGCGCUGUGACUGUGCAAAAGGACUUUCUUGUAAAAUCUGGAAGGAUGCCACUUCCUCUUCAAAAUCCAGACUCCACGUUUGUCAGAAAAUAUAAAGGAGUAUAGCUCAUGCUUUUAUAACUGUGAAAUUUAAGUAUUUAAAAUAAUGAGAUAAGGUGGGUUUUCCUGUGGUUGACUGCUUGCCAUUUCAUGUUCGUGAAAUGCACAAGUGACGGGUGUUGGGUUGCAGUAGUGUUGGUCGUUAGACAAUCUACUUUGUGGCUUCUGAAAUGUAAAUAAUGUUAUCUUAUAUUAGUGCCAUUUUGAAACCACACAAACAGUUUUUCUUGCCAAAUGACCUGCAAUGAGGCUAUUUAUCUGUCUGAAUCCAAGCCGUAGCUUGCUUUUGACACUGUUGACAAGAUCCAGCUUUGCAACAGAGACACUAAAUGUUAUUACUUACUCAAGAAAUUUCACAACAUGCGUUUGUGUGACAGGGUCACAUGAGUUGUGGCAUUCCAUUAUUUACAGUAGUGUAAUUGGUAGCCUGUUCAUAGGAUAAGAAAAAUAUCUUAAAAUAAUAAUAGGUAGAAAAAAUAGUAAGAAACUGCCAAUAAACAAACUGCUGAAAGCUGUAACUGAAUUGAUUAAACUGUUGUUUACUCUUUCAGGGAAAAAAAUGCCUUAAUAAUAGUGUGCAGUGUUUUAGCCACAGUCCACAAUCAUUGUAGGAAUCAGGCUGUAUAUUUACAAAUAUGUCCAGGUAUAUAACCACAUUUUUUGAAAGCAGACCAGAAAGCUUAAUGUUUUGCUUAAUAUAUUUUGUAUGUGUAUUCUUAAAUCACACUACGCAAAAUACAUAUAUAUAUAUUUUUUAGUUUAUAAAUGAAUUAAUCAGCAUCUGGUUUAUAGUGGAAUGCUGCUUCAAGGACUUGAUGCAGAGCUUGGCUACACUAUUGUAUGAAGUAGUUGUUUUUCAUACAUGAUUCCAUCUAGGGUUGAAUAAUAUUUUUGGUCUCCCUUUUGAGUCUUGAUUAUUUAUAGUAUGGGACAAUAAUCAAUAAUAAUAAUGGUAUUAUCUGUGAAUAGCAUGGCAGUUAUCUAAACUGUAAAGGAUAAGCACCAAUGCAGCAGAGAGGUUUUGUUCUGUAUUUUCGUUUAUACUAACUACUUAUUUCUGAUUUAUCCAUUGGGGGUGGCGAGGAUCAGACUUAAUUAAAAUGGGCAAGGGAAAGGGACUGGUACUUUAAUGAACCUUCCCGUCUUUUGUAGAAGAAAGUAGUAGUUUGGAUUUAUUUUGAAAAAAGAAAAAGGGGAAAAAAGAAUGAGCUAAUAACUAGCAAGUCAUGGGAAUUAAAACAUGAUUUAGGUAAUUGUGAUCAUUUUUAGCUUAAGAUCAAUAACUGCAAAUGUCAUUACAUUCCAACCCUAGUAUUAAUGGCUGAGCUAAUUUGCUGGAAUUUCUCAUUUCUGUUUUCAAUCAAUCAGAAGCUUGUUGUUCUAUAUCAGAUCGAUUUCAUAUACAGAUAGCAUAGUUUAGUAGUGUGGACCUCUUUUAAACUGAAAAUGUUAUUUUCUUCAUGUGGACGUGGUUCCCGUGCUGUAUUUUUCUAUUAGACUGUGCUUUCAUACUCAGCUAUCCUGUUUGUAAUUUAACUAAUGGUUUUAUCCUGCUUUAACAAUGUGUGGCAAACGAUCAAUCUCCCUUUUUAAAUGUAAAUCUUUUUUGAAGGAUCUAGCUGGCAUUUAAUCAUUUUUUAUAAUUAUAGAUAGUUUUCAAAGGGCAUUAUUUUGUAUUAUAUGGUCAAAUACAAAGAUUCCGGAGGUUAUGGCUUUAUAUCAUUCAAUUUAUUAUUCUAUAAUUCCCAACUUUCUUCAUUGUAGAACUGAAAGCAAUACGCUUUUUAAUGUAAAUAAAAUGUCCGCUAUUGCCAAUGUAUUUAUGGAUCAAGAUUAUAUUGUGUACAGUUUUGCACUUGUGUUGUAUUGUAAGAAGGGGAUAUUUUGUGUUUAAGAAUAUAUUCUUUGUGGUAAGCACUAAAUGUACAAGCAGUACUGAUAGAGACUAUUUUAAAAUGAAAUAAGUAGAUAAUAAUGACCUUCAGUCUUUUGCUGCGUAUAUAACUAUUCUCAAAUAAGAAAUACAUUAGAGCUACAUCUAACCAUGCUGAAAAUAAAUAUAUUAAACCACAUUAGGAAUUAUUUGUGAUUUCCUCAGUAUGAACUUUAAAUGAAUUUACUGGUAUUGGUUCCUAUCUGGGAUUGAUACUGUCAGUGUUGUACCAAUUACUCAGUAUAUAGAAACCUGAAACACUGUUGCUGAUGCUUUUGGUGUAACUGGCAGUUGGCUAAUUAGAGCUGUUAAUAUUUAGUUUUUUAUUUUUUUUUAUUGUUGUGUAUUUGCUUCUGUAUGAAUAAACGUGUUUGUAUUUUGUA